This is a messenger RNA of Clonostachys solani, 1578 nucleotides long. NCBI's taxonomy places the organism in Eukaryota, Fungi, Ascomycota, Sordariomycetes, Hypocreales, Bionectriaceae. The record is from the annotation of a GenBank genome assembly.
AUGGAGCUAGUAACCAUGACUGUGGGCAAUGACACCCGCGGGUGGAUUCUCUGUAUCAUCAGCGGGAUAGCAUGCCUCUUUGGCGCGUCUAUCAUCUGUGUUGAUGCAUUUGUCAGACUAAUCCCAGGCAAGCAGAAUUUCCGCAUCGAAGAGAGUAACGUCUUCCUGGCCUGCUCAUUAAGUCUCAGUUUUGGCGUGAUGCUCUUUUCUUCAUUGUAUAGCAUGUUACCCGAGUCGAAACGAUACCUCAUCAACGAUAAUUGGCCUGACCGUACUGCUGGCCUCAUCAUGAUGGUGUGCUUUGUGGGCGGGUUUUUCGGUAUCCAAACAAUCUCUAGACUACUACACCAGCAUAUCCCCUCUCAUGUCGUUGGGUGCGAUCAUACACACGCGGAUACUUCGACAGGCCAAAAAUUUUCCCGUAGUCACAGCCAUAGCCGUGGCCAUGGCCAUAGCCACGAUGACCAUCGGAGGAGGAGAAGCGUGUUCCGUGACCCAUCGCAGAAACACAACGCCGUUGAGAACAACACCGCAACUUCCGCCUCCGAGUCAACUCCUCUUCUGGCGACUACCGACCCCGAAGCACUUAGCAGGCACGCUUCUGCAGGUAGAGAUGAGACACAAGAUCGACCUCCUACCCCUCUGAACGUACGAGGCCGUGCAAGGACCGAUGACCCCAACGCUUUGCGCAAGCCUUCCAUACUUCACGUACAAAAUCGAGUCAUGUCCUUUGUCAAAGACACGAAAUGUGGUUGCGACGAAUCAGGCUCCUGUUAUGGUUACACUGAUCCAUGCGGUCAGGAAUGUUACAAACACAUAACCACACAUCCACUUCAAACAUCCAGUCGAGUAUCAGUGCUACAGACAACAACCGGCCCUUUUUACUCCCAGACAGGUUCCAUUUUCAGAGGAGGAAGGGUUCAAAAUGAUGAAGAGCUUAACGAAGAAGGUGUUGGUCCUCACUUUAGAACAAGUCGAGCUACUUCUCGAGAACCACUGAGCGUAGACGAGGAUGAGAUAUUCGACAGCGAGGGCGAAAGUUUUUCGUCAACGGGGGAUCUUGAUAAGAGCAUCGAACACCACCACCACGUACCUACAAAUGCCUUCCUCUCUAUUGGUCUUCAAACGUCCAUUGCUAUCGCUCUCCACAAAUUCCCCGAGGGUUUUAUUACCUAUGCGACGAACCAUGCAAGCCCUGCCUUGGGCUUCAAUGUAUUCAUGGCUCUUUUCGUGCACAACAUCUCAGAGGGGUUCGCCAUGGCGUUGCCUUUAUACAUGGCCCUUGGCUCGCGAUGGAAGGCUAUGGUUUGGUCCUCUCUCUUGGGUGGUCUGUCGCAACCCAUGGGCGCGGGCUUGGCCGCCAUUUGGUUCAGCGUUGCUAACCACAACAACGUCAACCCCAGCCCAGUAUUUUACGCAUGUUUGUUUGCCAUUACUGCUGGCAUCAUGGUCAGUGUGGCACUUCAGUUAUUCGUUGAGAGCCUGAGCCUCAAUCAUAACCCGAACCUGUGCAUUUUCUUUGGAUUCAUCGGAAUGGCAAUCCUGGGUUUCAGCAAUGCAUUAUUUGGGGGGCAUUAA